GUGGAGGUUUCCGGUUGACACGGAGCGCUCAGCUGUUAGCACAGCUGGUCGACAUGUCGCAGAAAACCGGGAAUAAACGGGAAUAAUCGGGCUGACGGUCGGCUGGGGUCGCUCGGUUUAGGCGGGAAAAUGGAGACGUUCGGCAGGUUCACGAGCAUGCUGCUGCACGCGCUGGAGACGAGGGAGCCCACGGUGGAGCUGUUUGACUCGUUUGUCGAUCACUGGAAAUCAAUCACCAAUUAUUAUAUCGAUACGACAGAUGACAGUCGUCCUGUCAGACAGACGGACAUCCCCUGGCAUCUCAGACAGAUGUUGGACAUCCUGGUGUACGAGGAGAAGCAGCAGGCCGUGGAGGACACAGGAGCCUGUAUGGAGUACCUGCUGCAGCACAAGCUGUUGGAGACUCUGUGCACACUGGGGAAGGCUCAGUAUCCUCCAGGGAUGUCCCAGCAGGUGCUCCUCUUCUUCUCCAAGCUCCUGUCUCAGGUGCAGAAGCCUCUGCUGCAGCUGGUGAACGUCUACAGACCUGUGCAGAAGCUGAUUUGCCUCUGUGCGCUUCCUGGUUCCCAGACUGAAAAGGAGGAAGCUCAGUUCCUAUUGGUCGUCUGCUCCAGAGUGAAGCAGGAUCCCCACACGCUCAGAUACGUCUUACAGCUUCCAGACCAACCAGUAAGCAGUACACUGAGCUCUGACCAAUCAGAGAGCAGCAUGCAGGCAUCCAGUCGGGGGACAGAUCCUCCGCUGCCCUGCGGCCCCAUCCAAUCAGAGAGCUGUCUGCUGAGGGCCCUGCUGGGUCUCACUAAGAGCCAGAGCACGUCCGUGUGUCUGAAGGCCCACGAGAGCCUCCUGCUGCUCUGCGGGCUGCAGGCUGGGUCCUCAGGGGAGCUGCUGAGCACUCACACCCAGCUGGGAGAGCUGCUGGCUGUGAGGCUGCAGGACCUCUACUCCCUGCUGCCUAUGGAGGACGCUGCAGAGCUGCAGAGCUGGCCUCACACGCCCUGGAGCUCUCAGUUCUCUCGCCUCAGCACUGACCCCAGCUCACAGUCUGUGGGUCACAUGAUCAAUUUCUUCUGCUGGCUGGACUUCCUGGAUCACCUGAUGAGACAGGCACCACAGGUGUUGUCAGUGAAGUUGGCUGUGUGUGUUCAUCAGCUCUGGUUGGUGGAGCUUCUUCAGCCUCAGCUGUUGGACAUGUGUGAGCAGGUGGUGCUGGGCUCCACCUCCGUCCUCUGUGCCACUGUCAGGCUCGUCCAGUCCUCAUCUCUGCUGGAUCAGCUCGUCCACUUCCUGCUGCGGAGCGACGCCGCUCAGCCGCUGCUGCGCCGCUGCGACCACAUCUCUGACCAGAUCAGCAUGGUGUCGCUCUGCCUGGUGGAGGAGCUGCUCCAGAAGCCUCACAGGGACGUCUUGGACGUGCUGGUGCUGAGUUUCCUGCACACUCAGAGUUACCUGAGUAACUCGGCACAGGAGGAGCGGCAGACGGAGAGUGGCGAGGACAGCGAAGACCCAGAGGACGACCCCUUCUUUUCCGACAGCCUGAGCUUCUCAGACAGUCCCCACCCCCCUCCGCCUCCUCCACCACUUCCUCAGGUGACCGAGUGUCAGGCUCUCUCGCUGUCCUGGGAUUGGCCGCUCACUCCCCCGCCCCUUUCCCUGUCGUCAGGUAAAGACUCCGCCUCCUUCUUUGAAGGUCACCUGCUAAAAGUUCUCUUUGACCGUCUGGGACGCCUCCUGGAGCAGCCGUACGAGUUGAACCUGCAGCUGACGGCUGUUCUCUCCAGGCUGUCGGCGUUCAGCCACCCUCUGCUGCACGAGUACCUGCUCAACCCCUACAUACACCUGUCUCAGUCCUCCAGGUCACUCUUCUCUGUCCUCAUCAGGGUGAUGGGAGAGCUGAUGCAGAGGAUCCAGCAGGUCUCUAACCUGAGCGAGCGACUGCUGAACACCAGGAGAGCGCUGCUGGGCCUGCCGCAUGACCCCGGACUGGAUCACCUGACCCUGCUCAAAGGAGUCAUCGUCCUCGAGGAGUUCUGCAAGGAGCUUGCUGCCAUCGCCUUCGUCAAGCUGCCCCAGGACCAGGACUGA
Messenger RNA from Neolamprologus brichardi, 2085 nucleotides. The record is from RefSeq and is a predicted model, not a curated record. NCBI's taxonomy places the organism in Eukaryota, Metazoa, Chordata, Actinopteri, Cichliformes, Cichlidae.